This is a messenger RNA of Pseudonaja textilis, 1087 nucleotides long. RefSeq names its product glucosamine-6-phosphate deaminase 1 (gene GNPDA1). Gene Ontology annotation, cellular component: cytoplasm. Gene Ontology annotation, biological process: N-acetylglucosamine catabolic process; N-acetylneuraminate catabolic process; D-glucosamine catabolic process. Gene Ontology annotation, molecular function: identical protein binding; glucosamine-6-phosphate deaminase activity. The record is from RefSeq and is a predicted model, not a curated record. NCBI's taxonomy places the organism in Eukaryota, Metazoa, Chordata, Lepidosauria, Squamata, Elapidae.
CCCCGGGGGCGGGAAACUCGAGGAGUGCUGCGAACUCAGCAGUUUUUUAUUUAUUUUUUUCAUGUGACGGAAUGAGGUCAUAAGAAGGCGGGCCCAGUGGGAGCGAGUGGCCGCCGAGGAGAGGUUACAAUGAAGCUUAUAAUUCUACAAAAUUACAAUGAGGCCAGUGAAUGGGCUGCAAAGUACAUUAGGAACAGAAUAAUCCAGUUUAAUCCAGGACCAAAUAAAUAUUUCACUCUUGGACUUCCCACUGGAAGUACCCCAUUAGGGUGUUACAAAAAACUGAUCGAAUAUUGUAAGAAUGGAGAUCUCUCUUUCAAAUAUGUGAAAACCUUCAAUAUGGAUGAGUAUGUAGGUCUUCCAAGGGAACAUCCAGAGAGUUACCAUUCCUUCAUGUGGAAUAACUUCUUCAAGCACAUUGACAUCUCUCCUGAAAACACUCAUAUUCUGGAUGGGAAUGCAGCCGACUUACAGGCAGAGUGUGAUGCCUUUGAAGACAAAAUAAAAGCAGCUGGAGGAAUAGAACUUUUCGUUGGGGGUAUUGGUCCAGAUGGUCAUAUUGCCUUCAAUGAACCAGGGUCAAGCCUGGUAUCCAGAACUAGAGUCAAGACAUUAGCUAUGGACACAAUAUUAGCGAACGCUAGAUUCUUUGAAGGUGAUCUUUCCAAAGUGCCCACAAUGGCUCUCACAGUUGGAGUGGGUACAGUCAUGGAUGCCAGAGAGGUGAUGAUUCUGAUCACAGGAGCCCAUAAAGCAUUUGCAUUAUACAAAGCAAUUGAAGAAGGGGUGAACCACAUGUGGACUGUUUCCGCAUUUCAGCAACAUCCACAAACCAUCUUUAUAUGCGAUGAUGAUGCUACUCUGGAACUUAAAGUAAAAACUGUGAAGUAUUUUCAAGGGUUGAUGCUUGUUCAUAACAAACUAGUGGAACCGCUCUACAGCAUGAAAGAAGUUGGACCAGAAAGUCAAUCUGAAAAAGCCUACAGUGACUAGCUUCUCUGAGCAGCUGGCUAAAUAGAACUUUCUGGUACCACAACAAGAAGUUGGUGGAGAGCAGUCUUUCAAUAUACAAAAUACAGUAUUGGAC